Ceutorhynchus assimilis (cabbage seed weevil) is the source of this 4817-nucleotide messenger RNA. Lineage: Eukaryota; Metazoa; Arthropoda; Insecta; Coleoptera; Curculionidae. The record is from the annotation of a GenBank genome assembly.
GCGUGCGCAGUGCGCUCCAUCCGCCAUUGCUAAUCGCCAUAUUUGUUUAUGAAAACGUAAAUGUGCGUCCUCUCUAGAAAAAAAUCAAGUUAAUACUAAAUAAGUGUGUACUGAUAGAUUUUACUAGUUGGAUGCAAAGCAGGUCUUUUCGUGCAUAAUUAAAAUCAUAUUUUUACCAUAUUCUGUCUGUGAGAUUUUUACCCAUCCAGGAAAGAAUAAGGAUGUCUGACGAGGAAAGUACAGAAGCUGUACCCGCCGUUCGGACACGAUCUGGCAGAGCAGUAAAGAAACCUGUACAAACUAGAGCAAAACCUUGCCCAGCAAGCCGCAAAAAUCGCAAGAAGUCAGCUGUUCAGGAAGUCACAACCACUGAAGACAAAACUGAUGAGGAAGUGCCAUCUAGUAAGCAAGUGGAACCUACUGAAGAAAUGUCACCUAAAAAGGGACUAAAAAAAACAGAAGAGGAACAGGUCCAAUUGGAUGAGGACAAACUUCUAGCAGAUUCAGAUAGUGAAAUUUGUGAGGCAACUAAUAGCCAAGAAGAUGAAAUGUUAUUAGGCAGUCAAGACCUGUCAGAAAAGAAAUCUGACGAACUAAUAAUGAACGACAUUGCCAUGCUGGAAGGAAUUAUUCAUACCAACCAGAAAAUUGAACAGGAAAUCGGCAGUAAUGUUGAAGAAAUGGAAACUAACGAUGUUUCAGAAGAAAUGGCAGUUAACGACGUUCCAGAAGAAAUGGCAAUUAACGACGUUUCAGAAGAAAAGGAAAUUGAAGACGUUGUCAAAGGACAGGAAACAGUAUCUGAAGUGUCUGUGCCUUUAAUACAAGAGGAAAUAGAAAAUGAUGGAGUUGCUAUAGCACAAGUAGUUGAACAAGAGAAACAGGAGAAUGGCUUGCAUCAAGAAGAAAAUGGUUUGGCACAAGACAUGGAAACUGAUGAUGUGAAAGCAGGUACUGACGAUGUAAAAGAAAAUACUGUUGACGAAAUAAAAGAAAAUACUGUUGACGAAGUAAAAGAAAAUAUUGUUGACGAAGUAAAAGAAAAUACUGUUGACGAAGUAAAGGAAAAACCUGUUGACGAUGUAAAAGAAACUACUGUUGACGACGUAAAAGAAAAUGCUAAUGAUACAAAAGAAAAAGAGAAAAUGGGUGUUACCGGAACUGAAUACAUUUCCGAUGAAGAACUGCCAGCCCCACCUGUAGAAAAGGUUCCAGAAGCUGAAGAGGUAUCUGAUGAAGAGCUACCUGGACCAGAACGGGCCGAACUACCCGCUGAUACUGAAGUGGUGUCUGAGGACGAGCUCAAAAGUCCUAAAACGCCUAAAAAGGAUGAAGAAGCUGACGAACCAAUGGAUGAUGAACAGAUUAAACAAAGAGAGAGGAGCAAAAGGAAACUAGGCCUUGAUGGAAGCGCGGGCACCCAGUCCUAUUCCCCAUGUUAUUCUCCGGGAUCGCCCACAGGAGAAAGUGAGACUCCUGCUAAAAAACCAAAAGAAGAGAAAACGGAAAAAGAUAAAGGUGAUGCAGGAAAAACAAAACCUAAAAAGUUGCCAGAACUUGAUAAAUAUUGGAAAGCGGUCAACGACGAUCCUGCAGAUUUCACAGGUUGGACUUAUUUGUUGCAAUAUGUGGAUCAAGAGAAUGACAUGGAAGCUGCAAGGGAAGCCUAUGAUGCCUUCCUCUCUCAUUAUCCCUACUGCUACGGAUAUUGGCGCAAAUACGCCGACUACGAGAAAAAGAAAGGCUACAAAAAAAAAUGUGAAGAGGUAUUUGAACGAGGCCUUAAAGCUAUUCCACUCUCCGUAGAUCUGUGGAUUCACUAUCUGUCUCACGUCAAGACUGUCAAAGGCGAGGAUGAGGAAUAUUUAAGAAUGCAGUUCGAGAGAGCACUCGGCGCCUGCGGCCUCGAAUUCCGUUCGGAUCGAUUAUGGGAUACCUACAUUAAAUGGGAAACUGAAGGAAAACGUUUACAGAAAGUAACAUCGCUCUUCGACAGACUCCUUGCUAUUCCAACGCAGGGCUACACCUCUCAUUUUGACAGUUUCCAAGACCAUGUCGCUUCGAACUUGCCCAACAAAAUUUUGGAUGUGGACGAGUUUAUGGCGCUUCGCAAAGAAGUGCGCGCCACACUAAAAUCUGAAGAAAAGGCGGAGGAUGUAGAACUGCCACCUGGCGAUGAGGAUUCUAAAGUUUACACCACCGAGGAUGAAACAAAAGCUAUAAGAGAACGUAUUGUAUCUAUACGGAGAAAAGUUCACAAAAAUACUGUGAACGCCGUCCAGGCGCGUUGGAACUUUGAGGAAGGGAUCAAGCGUCCAUAUUUCCACGUCAAACCGCUGGAACGUUGCCAACUGAAAAACUGGCAAGAAUAUUUGGAUUAUGAGAUCGCACAGGGUGAUAAACAGCGGAUAACCGUUUUAUUUGAAAGAUGCCUGAUCGCGUGCGCCCUCUACGAAGACUUCUGGAUGAAAUACAUCAAUUUCCUGGAAAGCAACAACACAAAUAAGGAUCCUGAACAGGAACAACGAAUCCGCGAGAUUUAUGAGAGAGCCUGUACCAUACAUCACUUGAAAAAGCCUAAUUUACAUUGUCAGUGGGCUAUGUUCGAGGAGUGCUGCGGAAACCCGAAUCGAGCAGUGGCAAUCUUGGAAAACCUCGAAAAACAAGUUCCGAACCUGUUGCCGGUCGCAUAUCGAAGAAUAAAUUUGGAAAGAAGGCGAAACGAGCUUCAACAAUGUUGCGAAUUAUUUGAACAUUAUAUGGUGACUUUCAAAAAUAAGAUGAUAUCUAGUAAUAUUGCUAUUAAAUAUGCCCGAUUUUGCCUCAUCAUGCUCACUGAUUUUGAAAAAGCAAAAGGAGUUCUAAAAUCAGCCAUUGAAAAAGACCCAAACAACUCCCGCCUCUACCUUCAACUUAUUGAUUUGCAUAUGCAAAACAAGAAGUUUAACCCGAAAGAUGUGUUGGAAGUGCUAGACGAAUUUUUGGAUAAAGAGGGUGUUGAUCCGGAUCAGAAGGCGAUUUUUGCCCAUAGAAAACUUCUUUUCCUCGAAGAUUACACUGAUGAUUUGGCAAGCGUGAAAGCCGCAACUGAACAAUAUCAUAAUUUGCUGCAAAAAUCUUCGAAAAAAACAAUAAAGAAAAAGGAAAACGCAGUUGAUUCUGCUACGCCAUCGAGUAGUAGGAAAAAAGCUAAAGAAAGUUCGUCGACUUCACAGUCCCAGGCUUCAUAUGGGAAUGGCAGUUACGGAAAUUCGGCUGGUCAUCAGCCUCCAUACAACUAUUCUGGAACCCAACAACAAGGACAGUACAAUUAUCCACAAUAUGGGCAAGGUGAUCAGUACCAAUAUCAGAAUUGGCAAUACCCUCCACAAGGUGGCUACGGAGGCUACAACCAAUGGAGUGGCUACACAGGUGGCUACGGCUACUAGUUCAUAAUUCUCACCUUUGGAGAACUAGUUGACGAUUAUUUGAUUUUUAUUAACUUUAUGUCUGUAUUUGAUUGUGGCGCUAUUUUGAAUAAAUUGAUGAAUGGAUGUUCAAGAUGUGAAUUAUGGACUCAUAUUUAUUCACUGACUGGGCGCGUUUUACAAAUGUUCUUUCACUAAAAUUUUAUUACAUAAUUAAUAUUUAAGUUUGCUUUUAUUUGGUCUAUACAGUGAGGGUGAGGACAUCAAGUCUGUCGCCCCCUUCUAACUUUUAAACCGCUCGGUAUAUUACAACAAAAUUUGGAAUGAUGAUACUUGAAUAAAUUCUCCAUUUUGCUUCAUGCCAGCUGAAGCUGUCAUUUCUUUUCCAAAAAAUGGAAAGUUUGCUCAAAUAUUAUCAUUCUAAAUUUCAUAGCAAUAUACCGAGGGGUUCAAAAGUUAGAGCGGGGGGACGGACUUGAUGUCAUCACUGUAUAAAAAAAAUAUACAGUUUUUAUCCUUACAGGCGUAGAUUAUCACGUCGAAAUGAAAGUACUACAUGUAAUUAUAAUUAAAAUCUUAUAAAUUGUAACACUAUCAAUUUGUCAGAACCCUUGUUUAGAUAUUCCAAUAAAAUUUAAUUAUUUAUCGUUUUGUUUAGGUUCUUCAAAAUAAACUUUAGAGUUCACAGUACAGUUGCCAUAAAAAAAAAAGUAGUACAAAAAUUGUUAAUCCCAAUUUGAGCUCCCGGUGUAACAUACAAAAUUUUGACAGUAGAAACAGGUCAAAAACGAUUGGAAAAAUGCCAUAGUCAUGUCAUCUGAAGCUUUAUAGGUUAAAAACUUGUUGAAAAAUGCCAAAAAUAUGUCAUUUUUGGUUAUGAAAUAAAUUAAUGUAUAAUAGACCAGGAGACUUUGGAGAUUUUUCUUGUAAUACUUUUUUUUUAUCGCAACAUACAUUGCAGUUUUUUUUUUAAUUAUUAGUUCUCAUCUGAAACUUUGUGAGUGGUUUUUAUUUUAAUGUAACCUACAACUUUUUAUCUAUUGAAACUUCAUUUUGAUUGGUUGAAACUAGUUUCCCAACUGUUUCUGACUGUUUUCAACCAAUGGAAUUAGUUUUGACUGGUUUGUAAUUUCUGUAAAAACAGACCUAAUGUGUCUAAAUUGUCGAUCCACAAUAUGUAUUGUUAAACAGCAUUUUUCAUUUUUCCUCCAUUAUUUUUUCAAAAACGCUGCAAGUGACAAUGGUUUCUUGGUCUAGCAAUUAAUAAAAACCGCCGAUAUAUUAGUAAUUCACUUGCAUCAUAUAGUAUUUUGGUUUUGUAGUAUUUCUGCAGUUAGCAUAGUGAAGCUGGAGUAAAUAAACGAACAUGCCUAUUUUUUCCUUCAAUUUCAGCUGUGAUAUUAGAUGGCG